AUGCAGAAGUCGGAACUGGACAACGCCAACCCCACAAUCCUCAGUGUCUCGCAGCUCCCGAGUAGGAGGGCGACGGGAGGCACAGCAAGGCACGGACCCGACUCUAAAUACGACUAUGCAGCUCUCGCUUCCCUGUCGAGUGACACUCCGUCGUGGCACUCGGACGAUGAUAUCGAUGGCGACUACGGCGAUGCUCACGACGAGAUAUGGGAGGCGCCUGUUGACGAGCAGGAAAUCUAUGACCUGAUCUCCACAAUAUCGGACCCUGAGCAUCCCAAUACCCUAGGGGAGUUGAAUGUCGUCAGGCUUCCUGACAUCCGUGUCACUCCUGCCGGGCAGCGGUCAAAUUUGACCACGGUCCUGGUUGAUCUCACGCCCACCGUCAACCACUGCUCGCUGGCCACCGUCAUUGGCCUGGCGGUGCGGUGGAGGCUCGAGCAAGCUCUGCCACCGAGCUAUCGCGUCGACGUCAGGAUGAAGGACGGCUCGCACGCCCAGGACGACCAGGUCAACAAGCAGCUGGGCGACAAGGAAAGGGUCGCUGCAGCCCUCGAGAACGACACGCUUCGAAACGUCGUGGACAAGAUGCUCGAGACGUGCGCAUAA
This is a messenger RNA of Lasiosphaeria miniovina, 606 nucleotides long. RefSeq lists its product as uncharacterized. The transcript has 2 exons. Gene Ontology annotation, biological process: iron-sulfur cluster assembly. The record is from RefSeq and is a predicted model, not a curated record. NCBI's taxonomy places the organism in Eukaryota, Fungi, Ascomycota, Sordariomycetes, Sordariales, Lasiosphaeriaceae. The coding region runs from base 1 to 606 and encodes 201 amino acids.